AUGUCAACAUUUCACCUCUUCCCUAAGCUACCACCCGAGAUCCGCAGUCAGAUAUGGGAAUGCGCGCUGCCUACUCUGGAGCCAGGGGUACACUUCUUUAGAGCAGGCUGUUGGGCCCCGCGCUACCUCAGUCCUACUGAUGACGAGUAUGAGCGGGACGAUCCGGAUUAUAACCGUUAUGCGAUGUUUGAUAGUACAAGGAUCAACAAGACAUGGCUGGCGGUAUCCAUCGUUGAUGUGAACCGCGAAGCCCGUCAGGCCGAACUACGCUGGGCACAGGGGCAUCACCUUCAACUGUGCUUUCUACAAGAGCGGCAAGAACUGGUUUUCCUUCGCCAGUACAGUCUUGAAAAAGAUACUCUCUACGUUACGCCUGGGAGAUGGGACAGAUUUGUGCAGGAACUAAUGGCUCCCGAUGAUAUGCGAUUCAUGAACAAUAGCUUUUCGGUUACUUCAUAUAUUGAUCGCAUUGUUAUUCCGGAUUCAUUUUUUGAGGAAGCCAUACCAGCCCUUCUUCAGAUGUCCCAGACCCAUGAUCUGGAAGCACUCGAAACGGCACUAGAGCCUGUCUCGGAUGGUUUCGAUCCGUCAUACCAGUAUGAGCCAUCUGGAAGAUCAAUCGCGAGGUGGAAUUCGGAACUUCAAAGGUUUGAUUUUGAAGCAGGAAAUGAAGAGAUGGACCGCCCGGUAUGGCGUCAACUUCUAAAUCAAGCUGCUGAAGCUUUAGUCGAAAGCUUUGCUGCAUGCCGCCGGGAGAAUGAGCUUUCUAUCAUGGUUGUCCGACUCUACAGGGUAUAA
Molecule: messenger RNA, 798 nt
Organism: Clonostachys rhizophaga
Lineage: Eukaryota; Fungi; Ascomycota; Sordariomycetes; Hypocreales; Bionectriaceae
Source: the annotation of a GenBank genome assembly